Boleophthalmus pectinirostris (great blue-spotted mudskipper) is the source of this 2940-nucleotide messenger RNA. RefSeq names its product Y+L amino acid transporter 2-like. Gene Ontology annotation, biological process: amino acid transmembrane transport. The transcript is spliced from 9 exons. Gene Ontology annotation, molecular function: L-amino acid transmembrane transporter activity. The coding region runs from base 653 to 2122 and encodes 489 amino acids. The record is from RefSeq and is a predicted model, not a curated record. NCBI's taxonomy places the organism in Eukaryota, Metazoa, Chordata, Actinopteri, Gobiiformes, Gobiidae. Gene Ontology annotation, cellular component: membrane.
CUCAAUCUUAAGUAUUUUAACCUUCAACAUCAGAUAAAACUCAACUGAGCUGAGCCUUGAAAGCUGUCACAAAUCGUAACAUUGUACUAUAGAUACUGUUUGCCCUUUUAUACAUAUUAUUAUGUCAUUCUUGUUUAUUUGUAAAAAAAAAAAAUGUCUAAGUAAUAAGAUGUCAAUUAGAUAUCAUUGUCAUAGUAAGUCCAUGUGUAGCUUUUGAAUAGUACAACCUUACCUUAGCUUCCUUAUCAACCUUACAUCUUCUUAGUCAAUAAAAAGCUAUGUUUUAUUUCUUAGCUAUGUCUUUUUUACCAUUUCAUUGUCAUUUUGUUUACACAAGUGUAUUCUCUUAUAAUGUAACUGUUGACCCAGGAAAAGCCACUGUACGUCUAAAUGUUGUCUGGGGGCUGAGACGAGGACUGCAUAUCUCUUAAAAUAGCCCAGUACGGAACUCGAGAGUGCAGUUGUGCGGACUGAGAAAAACACUGUUAGUGGUUGUGCUUGGAUUCUGUGCCCAUUGCAACAUCUUCAGACCUGUUGCUUCGUCGCUGAUGUGACUUCUCUCCAAAGCUGGUCCAUAAGAAGCACAGGAGGUUCUCUUGGAUCUGCUUCUCAAAUAGUUUCUCCUUUGGAGCUGGCUGAUUUUAGGCAUACGAUGGGGGUUGUGUCCCAAACCAUUUGUCCUCGGGCUCGGACCCCGUCAGAUGAGGACCUGAAGAACCCCAAACAGGAGAAAAUGCAGUUGAAGAGGGAGAUCUCGCUCAUCAAUGGGAUCUGUCUUAUAGUUGGAAACAUGAUUGGCUCUGGAAUUUUUGUCUCUCCAAAGGGAGUCCUCCUUUAUAGCGCCUCCUACGGGCUGGCUCUGCUCAUAUGGGCACUGGGAGGUUUGUUUUCUGUGUUUGGGGCACUGUGUUACGCAGAGCUUGGCACCACUAUCACUAAAUCUGGAGCCUCAUAUGCCUACAUCCUUGAGUCUUUUGGUGGGUUUCUGGCCUUCAUUCGCCUCUGGACGUCUAUUCUCUUGGUAGAGCCGGCCAGCCAGGCCAUCAUCUCCCUGACCUUUGCAAACUACUUGGUGGAGGCCUUCUACCCUACCUGCCAGCCCCCGUAUGACGGCGUGCGCCUCAUUGCUGCAGCUUGCCUCUGCAUGCUUAUUUUCAUUAACUGUGCCUAUGUGAAGUGGGGUACUCUGGUUCAGGAUAUCUUCACUUAUGCCAAAUUGCUGGCCCUCCUUCUCAUUAUUGUGGUGGGUCUUCUGACAAUAUUGACAGGUGAAACAAAGAGCUUUGACAGUCCAUUUGAAGACUCAAACACUGAUCCAGGGGCUUUAGCACUGGCCCUGUACUCUGCUCUCUUCUCCUUCUCCGGAUGGGACACACUCAACUUUGUCACUGAAGAAAUACAAAACCCAGAGAGAAACCUUCCCCUGGCCAUUGCCAUCUCCAUGCCCAUAGUGACGGUUAUUUACCUGCUGACCAAUGUGGCGUACUACGUGGUUUUGGACAUGCCCUCUCUGCUCGCCAGUGAUGCUGUGGCUGUGACAUUUGGGAACGCUGUCAUGGGCCCCUUUAAGUGGAUCAUUCCCAUUUCUGUGGCCAUGUCCUGUUAUGGAGGACUCAAUGCAUCUGUCAUCGCAGCAUCACGGUUGUUUUUUGUUGGAGCUAGAGAGGGCCACCUGCCGAACAGUCUGAGCCUGAUUCAUAUAGAGCGAUUUACCCCCAUACCUGCACUGCUCUUCAAUGGUGUUAUGGGUUUGAUCUUCCUUUGUGUGGAGGACGUGUUCCAGCUGAUAAACUACUUCAGCUUCAGUUACUGGCUCUAUGUGGGGCUAUCAGUGGCUGGUCUCAUCUACCUUCGCUACACGCAGCCUGACAGACACCGACCUGUCAAGCUGAGUCUGUUCUUCCCAUACAUCUACUGCCUCUGUAGCCUGUUCCUGGUCAUUGUUCCGCUCUAUUGGGACACAGUCAACUCCCUCAUUGGGAUCGGCAUUGCUCUGUCUGGUAUUCCUGUAUAUUAUGUGGCAAUUUAUCUCCCUGAAGAAAGAAGGCCAAAGUUUAUAUGCAAACUAAAUGGUAAGUUCUUCACCUACUCUUCAACCAAGGUUCAGUCCAGUGUCCAAUGAGUAUAAAUAAGGCUAGAGAAAUCAUCUCCAUGGUGUCUUCUGGUGUCCCAGCAGCCAUGUUUUGACUGUGAAAUUCUAAUCAAGAACUCAUGUCAAAUAAUAUGAAGAGCAGUUUUUUAGCUUCAUCUUACAUCCAUGUUUAACCAUACUAACGAAAAUAAAACUAUUUUUCAUGCCAAUAAAAAUCUUUUAAAAAAAAGUACUGUAAUUCUGCAUUAAAUGUACUAUAUUGUUGAUCAAUGUCAUAUUAUUAAGGUGAAUAUUGAUUUUCAGUAGAAUAAAUCUGCCUUAUUGGGACAUCUAAACUGCAUUUUGUUCUAGCUUUGCUUUUCCAUUAUUAGUUAGGCCCGAGUGCCAGAGACUGGCGAAGGGCCUAUUAGUAUCGCAAAGCGAUGCUCCAAGUGGCCGAAAAAUGGAAUGGCGCGACGUGACUCGCCCGUAGUGACCAGGGACCCUCGCCAUCACGUAGCAAUGAGGUUUCCGAAAAUGUAUAGUUUGUCAGCCAAAAAAAAGCGGAACAUUGUUCUCGUAUCGGUUGGUUAUUCUCCUAACCAACUCACCCAUUUUUCACCCACUGAACAAUGACGAAAAGUCCUGAAAUUUUGCCAUCUGGUAAAACUCGCGCUUCUCUAACUUUUGGCUAUUUUCAUUUACCAAAAAUAAAUAAAAUGGCUCGUCAGCACCCCCAAACGACUCAAAAAUGCAUUAGGGAAUACGAAUGACACCAAAAAAAAUUUGCAGGUACAAUCAUAAAAUUUGACACAGAAGUCGAUCAUGUCAAGACAAGGAAAUAUAAAAAAAUAUUAUUACACAUAUUA